CUGGAUCUGUCGGCUGCUGCUGCGUGUCGAUGAGGCGCUGGAGCGACUCGACCUGCCGCCGAAUCACCGUCGGGACUUCUCGCGAACGGCGUCGUGUCCGUAUAAUGUCGCCGCCGAGGACGCGCGGCUGAACGUGAAUACUGUGGAUCCAGCCGGCAGUUAGAGAGGAGGUGAACGCACCUUGCAUCCAACCAUGGGAGGUCAGAUCACCAGAAACACCCUCUACGAUUCUCUGAACGGGCCGUUUCCUGCCACAUCCCACCGAUGCCACCACAAGCCCAAACGCUGCAUGCCCGUCCAGCCGUGUGGGAGCUUGUCCUCCUUCCCUCUGCUCUUCCACCCCAGCACCAAGGGCUCGCAGAUCGUCAUGGACAUGUCCCAGAGGACCGUCAAGAGACAGGCCAGCUUCUGCAAUGCCAUCACCUUCAGCAACAGGCCUAUCGCUGUGUAUGAGCAAGUUCGGCUGAAGAUCACUAAAAAGCAGUGCUGCUGGAGCGGUGCCCUGCGGCUUGGUUUUACAUCCAAAGACCCAUCGAGGAUCAACCCAGACACCUUGCCGAAGUACGCCUGCCCCGACCUGGUCUCUCAAAGCGGUUUCUGGGCAAAGGCCCUGCCAGAGGAGCUCUCCAAUGAGGGAAACGUCAUCUCCUUCUGGGUGGACAAGAAGGGCCGGGUGUUUUACAGAAUCAACGACUCCAGCCCCAUGCUGUUCUUCAGUGGCGUUCAUGUCUCUGAACCUCUGUGGGCUCUCAUAGACAUCUACGGCCUCACAAGGGGGGUCCAGCUACUCGACAGUGAGAUGCUCCCCAUGGACUGCCUGCGUCCUCGUUCUUUUGCUGCCGCCCACCGGGCCUCCAUUCAGCGAAACGGUGAUGACCCUCGCCUUUCCAUCAGCCUGUGUGACCUGAGCCUGCAGCAGCAGGAGGCGCACCUGGAGGAAGAUGAUGAGGAAGAGGAACGGCUGCAACCCUUAAGCUCCAACUCCUGCCAUGUGCCCCAAAACUCUCAGAACUCACAGCUGCUGCUGCCCAGCCAUUUGGACACUGAUCUGCACCUCCACCCGGUGCACGGCAUCCAUGUUACAGUGCUGGAUAAGCACACGGUGGCGCGGUUGGAUCACCGCGGCGACGAGAGGACCCUGGUGUUCACCAGCCGGCCCGUGCGCUGCUCAGAGACUGUGCUUGUGAAGGUGAAGGCGGGCGUCACGCGGCCCGGCGCUCUUUCUUACGGUGUGACGUCGUGUGACCCGGCCACCCUGAGGCCCAGUGACCUCCCAUCCAACCCGGAGUCCCUCGUUGACCGCAAGGAAUUCUGGGCUGUGUGUCGGGUGGCGAUGCCGCUCCACAGCGGAGACAUCUUGGGCUUUGUGGUGAACGCAGAAGGGGAGGUCAUGAUGAGCCAUAACGGCAUCAGUGCAGGGAUGCAGCUUUGUGUCGAUAACUCCAGGCCGCUCUGGAUGUUCUACGGCCUGCACGACACCAUCACACAACUCAGGAUUUUAGGCUCAUCUCUGCACCCGGACCUUCGAGGGCCGUCGGUCCCCAGCUCCCCAUCCUGCACGCCCAACACCCCCACGAUGCUUUGCAGCGGCAACUCUGAGCCCAACCUCAACACACCGUUGAACAUCAACCUCAAUUCAAGCCUCAACUCCAACUACCAUACAGUCUUUUCUUCCUCCACAGGUACAACCCCGAACUCUCCGUUCUCCAGCCACCCAGAGUCCCCCACCUUCCCGUCCUGCUCGGGCUCGUGGAGUGACGAAUGCACCAUUUGCUACGAGAAUGCGGUGGACACGGUCCUUUACGCCUGUGGACACAUGUGUCUCUGCUACACCUGUGGCCUCAAACUCAAGAAGAUGGCCAACGCGUGCUGCCCCAUCUGCAGGAGGACAAUCAAAGAUAUCAUCAAGACCUACAGGAGCACGUAGGCUUGUGUCGGACCAUGUGUCGCAUUGUCAGUUCGGCUCAGAGGUGGUCAAAGCCAUGUGAGACUUCGUAAAGACGGACAUGGCGCAAGUGAAAGCCCCACUUGUUUGUGUGUGCAGUCUGGCUCAGGUACUCCACAGCAGGACUUUUUCCCUAUGUUAUGUCUAAUGCACAUCCCUGGAAAGCUCACAGCCGCUCCUGCCCGGGAUGCCUCAGACCAUCAGAGAAAAAUAGUGGGAUCAACUGCAGUGACUGCAGACAGGCCAAACACCUCCCACCUUGACCUACUAUCCAGUGACUGUGAUUUGUGCAUCUGCGGAAGAGAAAGAGCAAUUUGAAGAAUCUGUCCCACUUCCUGUAGAGCUACCCUUCAUUCUGCAGGUGAUAGCGCUGCUGCUAGCUAGUUUUAGACAAGGUAAAAUUGUCCAGAGCUGCGGAAGAAACAAGGAAAACAAAUCUGCGGUUUCACUAGCUGCUCCUUCACUGCUUGUCAGAGAGCGUUGGGUCAAAAAGUGUUGUUUUAGGGUAAGAAUCCAUUCUCUACUAAAUUUGAGGGAAAAUCAAGGUUUCCUGAAUGCUUCCAGAGCUCGGUGAGGAAUUAGUAAAAAGACGUUUUUGUGGUGAAAAGUUUUGAAUGCUCCUAAACGCGCCUAAACCUAAAGGGUAAAGAAAUCCUUAAAGGAACUCCGUUGUGUAAUAAGUGAAGUGGUUUGUCGGAUGAAUCACUACCUGCUGUGCUUGUGUGAACUUCAGCAGGGUGAGAUUGUGCGAAGGGUGAAAAAGUGUGAACGUUGUCACCAUAGAAGGUCAUGCUUGCUGUGAAUGAGGAUGUAAAUCAGUGAAGAGGGAGCGCGGGAGGAUGUUGUACGUUUGGGAUGGAGACAAGGGAGGAAGGGGCACCCUCGCUGAGCGUCUGCACAUCGUUUCAGCGCAAAGAAAGCGUUUGCUCACUCAGGCACACCAGAUACAUCAGAAGUUUGUGUGAAGGCCUGUAAAAUGUGGGACCUGCAUGGUUUGCAUGUCCUGCUUCUUGGCAGCCGACCCCGCCAUCUCUGGCUGCUGCUCGGCGCGCCGGCUGGAUGCUGUAAUUGGACAAAAGUAAUUGAAAAUAAACACUGGUGGGCAGUGAAGUAUUUUUAAAAUGCUGAAAGAGCACACAGGGAUGACAAAUCAAUAUCUUAAUCACUGCAAAAAACCCACGCAACACUAAUUUACAGAUGGCUAAUUCAGGUUGCACUCUCGUUCAUAUGUACAUUCAAUAAGAACAUGAUUAUUUGCUUUCAGUGACGACAUUUCAGCACACUGUGUCUUCAAGUGGAAAAAAAAUGUGCAGUGUGCAGUCAGUUACAAGGAUGUAGCUUGUUAUUGUGGGAAUUUCAUUUGCAUUAUCAGUUUCUGAGUGCUGCUCUCUGUGGGUAAAAGCAAACUUCAAGGACAUUUUCACUUGACUAAUCUCAUGCAUUAUGUACUGCUUUGAAUUGUUAAGAAAUACAAGCUAUUUUCAGGUGUAAUUUUGGCCUUGAUGAAACAUUACUCAGUAAUUUGUAAAGCAGUAAGUGCUUGAUUUGUUUGUUUUCAAGGUGUUAGCUUCAGCCCAAGUCAUCUCGCCGCCGCGGAGGGACAACUAGCAGCCGUGUUGUGUUAUGUUUGAGUCACAGUUAAGUUUUCUUGUGUGCCUUUAAAAAGAGAAGUCCGGGCAAACGUUGGUCUGUUAGGCUCCUUACUGUGAAAACCGAGGCUCAUGUUCAUCUUAAAGUCACUGUUAUGUGAUUGUGACACGAGCAGGUGUAACCGCACAGCCUACCGGCACGAAGCCAACAUUUCGGCGUGCUCGAUAUCAUCCUGUGAAUUUAUUCACUGCUCGAGAUGAAAUGUUUGAAUAUCGCCUUGUCCCUUCUGCCACUGCAUUGCAUAAUACUGGAAUUUUAUUGCUCAGCCUUUACAUUUCUACCUGUUUUUGUUUUUCCUCCUGACCAAAUAUGACCUUGCAGAAAUAAAACAUUGUGAAGGAUUUUUGAUAGAAAAGCAGUAUCGAUGAGUGUAAUAUUAACUGUACAUUAUGAGGUUUAUUUAUUUUGUCAAUGCUACUAUUAAGACUUCUCACUGUUGUUUUAUAUGUAUGGCUAUAUUGUCCAAAAAGUAAGAAUAUUGUUUAUCGUAUUGUUGCAUAGUUAAAGAUUAUAGACAACUUUACUUCCCUGCAAGGCUUUGUGGGUCAGCUGAUUUUCACGUAAAGGAAAAGUUUGACAUUGCGAGAAGUGUGUUCAUUAACUUUCUGGUGCUGAAUUAGAUGAUCGAUACCACUCUCCACUACAUUUACUCAAAUACUGCACUUCAGUACAAUUUGGGAUGCAGGAGUGGAGUAUUUUAACAUUCUGCUUCACUAUCAAUGUACUAUUUUUAUAGCAAUGUAUAAGAUGACCAUGUGAAAAUGUAAUAUAAUAUUGUGAAAUUGCUGGUACAUGAACAUACAGAGACUAUUAGCAUUAAAACUGGAAACAAGGGGAAACGGCCUGUCUGGCUCUAUCCAACGGAAACAAUAUAGGCCUAUCAACACCUCUGAAGCUCACAUCCAGAAACUCUGCUGGAUGUGGAUCUCUGCUGGUUGCCUGUUGCAGCAGGCUAGCCAAAAAAUAGUCCAGCCAAGCAAAGCACACAUCCCCUGUGAACCUGUGAAUUUGAAGUUUUUACACGGUUCUAAAGAAGCAGCCCUGUUGAAAAAAAUAUUACACUUAAAAUAUGACUUUUUGAAGAAUGUACUAUGUACAGUUUGUGCUAUUUUUGUGGCCUUCAAGUAUACUUAAGUGUACUCAAGUAGUCUUCAAGUAUACUUGAAUUGUAAAUAUUAUUCUAAAUUGGCACAACUUGCAGUACAAUUAUAUAUCACCGACAUGUUGGAAAUAUACUUAAAUAUAGUUAAAAGGAAGGGGAAUUAAAGUACACUUUAAUUGAGCAUGCUAAUAUUGUGUUACAAAGGACUUGAAAAUAAGUAUAUAUUUCAGAAGUACAAUUUAUUGCUCUGAAAGUAUUUGUGAUUUAUUACAUUUUUUAAAAGUACAGUUUAUACACUUACAAUGAAGUACACUUUUUAUAAAUAUUUUGAAAUACCACUUUGAGUAUUACAGAAUUACUAUAUUCAUUUAUAAUACAUUUAAGUAGAACUUAAUGGCAUCUGUUUAGAAGUACACUUUUAAAAAAUAUAUGUCAAACAAACUUUUAAAUUGAGCACAAAAAGUAAAGUGUACUUGUAAUGACUUUUCUAUACUUAAAUGAUAUUUCUAAUACACUAAAGUACAGUACUGUUUCACCUGGGAGGAUAUAAUGUGUUAAUUGUUGAGCUUCAGAAGUGCUUGUAGGCAGAUGUUGAGCCAGGCUAGCUGUAUCCCCCAUUUUCUUUAUGCUAAGCUAACAGCUCACCACUAGCUGUAGCCACUUAAUAUGAGAGUUGUGUCAAUCGUUUCAUGUAACUCUUAGAAAGUGAAUGAGCACAUUUCCCAAGAUGUCAAGCGUUUGUUUUGAUACCAUGAACAAAACUAUGGUCUUAAAAGGGAAUAGAACGCGUCGAGUUGGCAUCGGUCACCUAUUAGUUAAUAAAAUUAUGUUUGUCCUACUUGUGCAUAUUUAAAUUAUAUCUUGAAUUUGUGUUGUAGUGAAGCAGGCGUGUGUAGUUCCCGUAUGGCCAUAAUUCUGACAGCCCAUUUUUUCCAAAAGUGACCAAAUAUUUGCUGUUGAAACAAAACCAUCAAGUUGUAAGUGAAGGUGGGCACUGUGCAUUUAGGACAAGAAAAUCAGCUCGUAACUUUGGUUUCCUGGGCCUGGGAUCUCUAUUAGUUGUUAAAAAACAUUCUUAAGUGGUUUAAUUAUGUUCAGUUUGUUAAAUAAAGUUUCAA
Chelmon rostratus (copperband butterflyfish) is the source of this 5815-nucleotide messenger RNA. RefSeq names its product neuralized E3 ubiquitin protein ligase 1Ab (gene neurl1ab). Gene Ontology annotation, molecular function: ubiquitin protein ligase activity. Gene Ontology annotation, biological process: nervous system development; negative regulation of Notch signaling pathway. The record is from RefSeq and is a predicted model, not a curated record. The transcript has 6 exons. NCBI's taxonomy places the organism in Eukaryota, Metazoa, Chordata, Actinopteri, Chaetodontiformes, Chaetodontidae. Bases 194 to 1927 code for a protein of 577 amino acids. Gene Ontology annotation, cellular component: plasma membrane; postsynaptic density.